AACCAUGACAAAUACGUCUGAAUCAGACCAAAUAGCGUAGCUAACGCAAAAACCUACGCAUAAUUUGUUUCCUAAAGCUCAUGCCUGAUUUGAAUUAGAAUAUUUACGCUGUUUUUACGUAAGAGCAAACUGAAUGUUUCCUCCAACGUUCUACAAAGGAAAUGUUGCCAUUAUUGUCCUAAUCAAAGCAGACAUGAAGAAUAAAUAACGCCAAAUUGACUUAACUUCACCAUUGGGUGCCAUGGAGUUUCUCCCAGUUCUCGACCCGUUUGAUAGACCUAAAGAAGGAAUCUGGUAUUCAUUGAUACCAAGUGGAAGCACUCCAGGGGUUAGUGUGGGUCAUACCUGCACAUUUGUUCCCUCUGAAGAUGGAGGAAAAGGAAGAAUCGCUAUUGUUGGGGGAGCUAAUCCCAGUGGCAGUUUUUCAGAGUCAUAUGCUAUAAAUCUAGAUAAUCAUGAAUGGAUCACAUCUGACUGGAAAGGUUUAGAAGCCCGAUAUGAACACUGCAGUUUUGUGUCCGAAAGCUGUCCACAGUGCCUGUGGGUGUUUGGUGGGGCACAGCAAACGGGGAAUCGCAAAUGUAUCCAGAAACUACAACUUUCUGACAAGGAGCCUCAGUGGAAAAAUGUAGAAGCAAAAGGGGAGCUUCCCAGUCCCAGGACGUACCACACCAGCUCAGCCUGCUUAGGGGACAAACUGUAUGUGUUUUCUGGUGGGGAAGUAGGCGCUACACCCGUCUCAGACACCAAACUUCAUGUGUUUGAUACAGUUUCUUCCACUUGGUUUCAGCCAGAAACACAAGGCAGGCAACCAGCAUCCAGACACGGACACGUCAUAGCUGCUGUUGGCUCGAAGAUUUAUAUUCAUGGAGGCAUGGCUGGAGAUAAGUUCUUCAAUGACAUGUAUUCUCUUGACUCAGGGAUCAUGAAGUGGGAGAAAGUGCAGUCAAAAGGAGAUAUCCCACCAGGCGUUGCAGCCCAUUCGACUGUGGUACAGGGUGCAAACAUCUAUAUAUUUGGAGGGUUGACUGUAGAUGGUGCCAUCAACUCAAUGUACAGAUUUAAUACUGAGAAGAGCAGAUGGACCCUAAUGAAAUUUGAAGGAGAUUUGCCACCAAACCGCCUGGACCACUCCAUGUGUUUAUUGCCAUGGCAGCUGUGUAGGGAGAGGAAUGCAGAUGGGACGAAGAACAAUGGUCCAGACUUUGAGACGAUCAAUCUGGCUUUUGCAUUUGCAGGAAUGGACACACAUGGCGUUAUUUAUAAUGACUGCAUUGUGACUGUUGUCAAGUGAACCUUUAUUGCAAUUCGAGGUUCAUGUCAGUUUCUGCAAAUUCCAGAAGUCAGACUGAUUUUUAGAGCUGCCUGUAUGUUUAACUCUGACAGCUUAUUACAGAGUGACAACUUUUACAUGUAGGUUUCAAAUUUCAAUGUUCAACUUUCAGAGUUAAUAGAAGCCUUUUAAACUAUUCACCAUUAAAAUUCUUAUUUUUUGCAGGAUGACAGUUUCAAGUACAAUUGUAUUCUGUUGCAAAUGUCAGUUUUAAUCACUUUGAUCCCAUUAUGUAAAAUUUGGGCACACGAGAUUAUAGCCAUAAAUUAACACUGUGUGCCAACCCUGAGUUUUGUGUUGAAAUAAAUCCUAUCCAACAAAUAUCAAAUUAAUGAGACCACCAGCUAAUAGUUUGUAUGAAACAUUUAUUUCAGUGUCUUUCCAGAAAUACAAUAAAUAACUUUGAGCAUU
Xiphophorus hellerii (green swordtail) is the source of this 1744-nucleotide messenger RNA. It is a transcript of the gene rabepk, whose product is annotated as Rab9 effector protein with kelch motifs. NCBI's taxonomy places the organism in Eukaryota, Metazoa, Chordata, Actinopteri, Cyprinodontiformes, Poeciliidae. The record is from RefSeq and is a predicted model, not a curated record. The coding region runs from base 242 to 1294 and encodes 350 amino acids. The transcript has 8 exons. Gene Ontology annotation, molecular function: protein binding.